CUUCAAACCCAACUCUCAAUCAUCUCUCUCCCCCCUCUCUCUCUCUCUGUCUCUCUCUCUCUUUCAAACCCAACUUUCAAUCACAAAAUUAGCUGAAUGGGCUUCUUCGAGCGCUCUUCCCCUGUUUCCUCAACCACCCUCAAAUGGCUAGGCUUUGUAGCUGCCGUCUGGGUCCAAUGCAUCUCCGGCAACAACUACACCUUCUCCAACUACUCCGAUGCCCUCAAGUCCCUAAUGAAUCUCACCCAGGUUGAGCUCAACAAUCUGUCGGUGGCCAAGGAUGUGGGCAAGGCUUUUGGGCUUCUCGCCGGCCUUGCUUCCGAUAAGUUCCCCACCUGGUUAAUUCUGGUUAUUGGGGCCGUCGAAGGGCUUGUUGGAUAUGGUGCGCAAUGGCUUGUUGUCAGUGAGAAGAUCACUCUUUCUUAUUGGCAGAUGUGCAUAUUUCUGUGCAUGGGAGGCAACAGCACGACGUGGAUGAACACAGCGGUGUUAGUGACCUGCAUAAGAAACUUCCGCAAGAACCGGGGGCCAGUCUCGGGUAUACUCAAGGGCUACGUGGGCCUCAGCACCGCCAUAUUCACCGAUCUAUGUGCCGCUCUCUUCUACGACGAUGCCGCCUCCUUCCUGAUCAUGCUAGCCGUCGUCCCCUUAGGAGUCUGCGUCAUCGCCGCCUUUUUCCUCCACGAAUCCCCUCCCGUGGCCACAUCCGCCGAAGAGCAAGAGGAGUCCCGUUACUUCUGGGUCUUCAACAUCGUGGCCGUCGUUGUCGCGGUCUACCUCCUGUCCUACGACUUCAUACGCAGCCCCAACACGGUGUUCUCUCAGGUCUUCGUGGCCGUACUGUUGGUUCUCUUGGCCUCCCCGCUGGGAAUCCCGGUUUACUAUUUCUUCAAGAACCGGUCAGGACAGGGUACGGACAUCGAGGGACAGGUUCGAGAACAUCUGUUGGUAAAGGAGGAGAAGGAAGCGACUGAGAGUCAGGAUAAGGUGGAGGUGGCGGCGAAGGAGGAGAAGACGAUGCCGGUGAUCGGAGAGGAGCACUUGGUUUUCGAGGCAUUGAGGACCGCUGAUUUCUGGAUAAUGUUUAUAUCGUUUUUGUGUGGAGUGGGGACUGGCUUGGCGGUGAUGAACAAUAUGGGACAGAUUGGGCUGGCCCUUGGCUACACCGACGUGUCCAUUUUCGUUUCGCUCACUAGCAUUUGGGGGUUUUUCGGCCGAAUCAUUUCGGGUACCGUUUCGGAGCAUUUCGUCAAGAAAGCUGGUACACCAAGACCUCUUUGGAAUGCAGCUUCUCAGAUUGUAAUGGCUGUCGGUUACGUUCUUAUGGCCUUGGCUGUGCCUGGUUCCCUAUACAUUGGUUCAAUCGUUGUUGGGAUUUGCUAUGGCGUCCGUCUGGCCAUUACUGUCACAGUUGCGUCCGAACUAUUUGGCCUAAAGUAUUAUGGUCUCAUCUACAACAUUCUAAUCCUCAACCUUCCUCUUGGGUCCUUCCUCUUUUCCGGGCUUCUUGCCGGCAUAUUAUACGACAUGGAGGCUACUGCCACUACCGGAGGAGGCAAUACCUGUGUUGGAGCACAUUGUUACAGGCUAGUGUUUGUGGUGAUGGCUGUUGCUUGCAUUGUUGGGUUUGGUCUAGACAUUUUGUUGUCAGUUCGGUGCAAGGCUGUUUAUGCCAAGAUUUGUGCCCGCAAUAGGUCGAAGAAAUCCUUACCCAAUUCCCGAAGACGAUCUGUGAAAGAUUGAAAGGGCAAGAAUUUGGAAGAUUGAUAGGGCUUGUUUCUUCCCUACCUUUUUGUUUUGUUGAAAGGCAAGCAAUAUUUCGGUUUGUCAUUCUUUCGAAGCAACAUUAUACCCUAUAUAGAGUUUGGUAUGUGUCCCUUACAUGUCUGUAAUUUCAUUUCGAGGUUCAGAAUUAGAGUGUGGUAGGUCAACAAUCGACCAUUGAGAGUUCGGGCUCAAUGGGUUGCUUUUGAUACAUUGGGCAGCGCAGAGCAUGAUCAUAGUAAUGGGCUCUCAUUUUCUAAUAGCCUAUAGUUGGGAGGAUUUCUUACCAUGUCGUAUACGUGCAAGUGCAAAAGCUCCACGAUGCUACGUACCAAGUGCCGGGGAUUAAUUGGGCCCUCGGGUGUUUCUUCUCAA
This is a messenger RNA of Juglans regia (Persian walnut), 2139 nucleotides long. RefSeq names its product protein NUCLEAR FUSION DEFECTIVE 4-like. Bases 97 to 1743 code for a protein of 548 amino acids. The transcript has 3 exons. The record is from RefSeq and is a predicted model, not a curated record. Gene Ontology annotation, cellular component: membrane. NCBI's taxonomy places the organism in Eukaryota, Viridiplantae, Streptophyta, Magnoliopsida, Fagales, Juglandaceae.